AAAUCAUAUUUCCAUAACACACCUCAGUCAUGAUGGCUAUCGUUUGUAUACCUCCCCGGUGCAGUUUUUGCCGAUUUGAAUUUUGCAUCGGUACGACUAUUGUCACGAUCCAUAAAAAUGAUACUCUUUCUAGGCAAUUUCCGUAUGGGACAGACUCCACACAUCUAUCCAUCACUUACACUCAGUGUCAUCGCGCAUGCAGACAUCAUGGAGAGAAUGGAGGCCUAGCUGUGGCUUGUCAUUCCGAGUGCAUUAAAUUUCUGCCCCAUCAGUCGUGGAAAUUUUCUCAAGCAUUGCUUUAUUCAUUCGAGCCUCCCUUCUCCCAGGAAAAGCGGCGUGUCGCCUGGCUUCGCUCAAGCCUGAUAUCAAAUUUAAAAAUGCCAUGUGACUUACCAUAUGAGAUAAAGAGCAACAUUGCUCAAAACCUGUUACGCGAAUACGCUGUUGUGAAAGCGAGAAGCUGCUGGGUUGAUGCUAGGGAAUUCCAGAAAUCCACCGAUCUAUGUAUUAACCCGUCAAAGACAGUAUGGGCUCGGUAUAUCGAGUUCGAGGGCGUUAAAUACAUCGCGUCGAUAACAAAUGAGCCUAGCGAUGGUCAUGAGACAUUAUUCAAGCCGAGUUCGUCCUCACGUGUCGAUUACGUAUAUAUUUCCGAGGAUCAUUUAGGCAUCAGACAGAUGGUGUUCUCCCCUUCUCAAGCUCCAACCGUUCCUCCAUUACCGGGUAUUUGGUGGAGGAUCCUACCGAUACCUCCUUCGGGAUGCCAGCUUUGCGGCAAAACCGACGGAAUCAAGCUUCGCAGCCUAGCUAGCACUGGCACGGACGAUCUAGCGUCAACUUGCAAUAUCGCAUGGGACAUUCCUCCCACCACGCUAGAAGUUAUGGCGUAUGAGCGUACUCGAUGGCUUGCCACGCUACCAUAUAGGAUGGUUGGGUUUUGUGAGGCGCUAGGGCGUAUUGACGGUAUUAACUCGGCAAUGCGGAUGCGGAUGGCCUCAUUUCAAUGUAAUAGCCCAACAACGACUGGCUAUUCGUUUUGCUGGAAUGUCUCCCUCAGGUUCGUCCAUGCUCACACGGCGGGCGAGGACUUAUCGUUUUACGGGUCUAUCGAUAGACCCUUCGAAGAAAAGAACAUAUGGUUCUAUGUGCCAAUGCAUCCUAGUGAGUAUAUUACCCACGUAUGGAAGCGCCAUCGCCAAAAUGAGCGGGAGCUUGCUUUAAUUAUCGAGACAAACGCCGGUCGUAAAGUUGUCGUAGGUCCUCACCUGCGGCCGAACUGGCCUUCGUGUCGUUGGACUCUUCUGAGUACGUUUCAGCCCAAUCCUAGUCGAAUAUUCUUUGAGGACUCCCCUCACGGCAUCCGUUGUCUGGCUUUCGAAACCCCUUCACCAAAUCAAUAUAAUCGACCUCUCAUCCUCCCGUUCCCAAUAUCUCCUUUCCCGAAAUCCACCUCUAUCGAGGAUUAUUUCUAUACGUCUGCUGUCCUUGAUAAUGUUGUUGAGGUCACACCCUGCCGAACAGUGCAGUCCGGCGUAUGGGCUAUAACGGGUAUCCUUUUAUCGUAUGCCAACGGCUACCAAAUCGCCGUGGGGCAGGUUAGGUUGGAUCACCUUAGCCCUACCAUGAGAGUUCUGCCGUCGCAAAAGAUGACUUUUACAUUCUCUGCAGUAAAUGGCUACCCUUACUUAGCCAGUAUACAUUCAGCCCCACCAAUGUGUAGUGAGACCGACAUGGAAAUAUGUUGGCACGGGUCGUUGGAAUGGUGGUUUUCGCGCCGCCAGUGCAAAAUUUAUCAUAAUGGGCAGGCAAGUCCGGUGACCAAAUUUUAAGUUAGGAGAUCCCCCGACGUACGAGCAACAUUGAAGCUACAGUACAAAGAAACGGUUUAAGGAAGGCUGUACUUAAUUUUAGCUAAGAAUGGAUCAGAUAAUUCCCUGAGUCCACGAAGGUUAUUGUGUCGUGAUGUUUUUUUUCUUUCCUUUGCGAAGUGGUUCGAAAAAUUAUUCAAAUAGGCAGUUCUGAAAACCACUGUUCCUGCACUUGAAAA
This is a messenger RNA of Annulohypoxylon truncatum, 2047 nucleotides long. RefSeq lists its product as uncharacterized. NCBI's taxonomy places the organism in Eukaryota, Fungi, Ascomycota, Sordariomycetes, Xylariales, Hypoxylaceae. The transcript is spliced from 4 exons. The record is from RefSeq and is a predicted model, not a curated record. Bases 30 to 1829 code for a protein of 599 amino acids.